AUGGUACCUCAAAGAUCAGCCGAGCGUACAUCGGAGGAAGGCUCUAGUCCUACCCAGCCAUUCCUUGAACAGCAGACCACCUUGAAAGUGGAAUCCCUCAUCCCGCCGAGGGGUAGCCUUACCUGGAUCAUUCACAUUUUGGCCUCUGGCGUGUCUCUUACGCUGGCCCUGGUGGCAUUUAUCAUGAAGCCAAGCACCCUGCAAUGUACUCACCAACUGUCGCCGUACUCUCCACUUAUUAAAGAAGGGUUCAUCAAGUAUGAUUCCAAAAACUUCGACAACGAAUUUGACAAACCGUCGAAGUAUCGUGGACAACCCAACGAUCUCACCGAAGCAUCGUGGAAGGGCCUCUGGGAAACUCCUGCAAUCGGAGUACUAGGAGAAAAACUAGACGUUCUCAAUAAGUCUGGUCCGGCAAGUCUGAACUGGUUCCCUGCGCCUCGUACUUCAGAUCAUGGCGCCGAGGAGGAAUUUGCUGCUUUAGUUGAGGUCUUCCACCAAUUACAUUGCAUCAAUACCCUUCGGUUGGAGGUCCAUAAGAACAGCUACUACGAGUAUUUCGGCGAGUGGCCGGAUGGAAGUGGCCCUGGGAAUGAGGCAGUUAAGCAGACUCAUAUAGACCAUUGUAUUGAACUCCUACGCAUUACUCUGAUGUGCACCUCGGAUGUGACACCGUUAAUGUUUAAAGAUGAACCCCACGCGUUUCAAGGACGAACCCCCGACUUCAAUACCAUGCAUACGUGCCGCAACUUUUGGGAAAUUCGCGAAUGGGUUGAGAAAAACGGCCUACCGCCAUUAUCCUGA
Molecule: messenger RNA, 804 nt
Organism: Aspergillus bombycis
Lineage: Eukaryota; Fungi; Ascomycota; Eurotiomycetes; Eurotiales; Aspergillaceae
Product: oxidase ustYa family protein
Exons: 5
Coding region: 1-804 (267 amino acids)
Biological process (GO): mycotoxin biosynthetic process
Source: RefSeq, a predicted model, not a curated record